This is a messenger RNA of Staurois parvus, 360 nucleotides long. Lineage: Eukaryota; Metazoa; Chordata; Amphibia; Anura; Ranidae. The record is from the annotation of a GenBank genome assembly.
CAACUUCCGGUUCUCGGCAGUACUUUCCUCACGAUCUGACAGCGUGAGGAAAGUGCAGCCGAGAACCGUCACUUGCAUUUCCCUCUGAUCAGCGUGUCAUUGGACACCGCUGAUAAGGUGCAUGAGGAUAGUACUGCCCAUAACCGGCAAUUGUCAGAGAAGUGAUUGGCACCGAUCAUCAGGGCACUGAUGAUCCAUGCCCUGAUGAUCAGUGCCCCGCAGUGCUGCCCACCUGUGCCCAUCAGUGCUGCCCACCUGUACCCAUCAGGGCCGCUCAGCAGUGCUGCCUAUCAGUGCAGCAUCAUCAGUGCCAGCUCAUCAGUGCAUUCUAUCAGUGCCCAUCAGUGCUGCCUAUCAGUG